This is a messenger RNA of Puccinia graminis f. sp. tritici CRL 75-36-700-3, 1554 nucleotides long. RefSeq lists its product as uncharacterized. The coding region runs from base 1 to 1554 and encodes 517 amino acids. The transcript is spliced from 3 exons. Gene Ontology annotation, molecular function: nucleic acid binding. NCBI's taxonomy places the organism in Eukaryota, Fungi, Basidiomycota, Pucciniomycetes, Pucciniales, Pucciniaceae. The record is from RefSeq and is a predicted model, not a curated record.
AUGGAUGAUCAUCAAAUUGUUGUUACCGACUACUCUGAGUUUUCAGGCAGCGAUGAUGAGACAGACUCAUCUGACACACAGGAUGCAAGCAACAAUAGUGACGCUUUGAAUGAAAAUGAAGACCCAUGGAAAAUUAUUAUUACCGACCUCCUAUCCCAGGGCCAUAAAGGUCCAGCAAUUGUUACUAUACUCCGCAACACUCACGACUACGAAAUUUCGCUCUCCACACUUGCCCGCAAGCGGAAAAUGUGGGGUCUUCAACUGCGUGACCUGCCCAAGAAACCCAGACCUUCCAUCCGGGCAUCAAUCGUCUCCUCGCACUCCAAAGGUCUCCAACUGAAAGAAAUCCAAGCUAGACUUCUUAAGGAAACCGGAGUCGACGUCUCUGUCCGAACAAUAAAAAGAUAUAUGAGUCAAUUGAAUCUCAAGCAGCUUGCCAACGAUCUGGCACAAGGGAUCGUUACUCUUCAACAAGUGAAUGAUUGCAUCAGCCAUAUCCGAACCAACCUUCUCUCAACAGCCAGUGGGUAUCGAGUAGUAACCAAAAUUCUCAAGACAUACUAUUCCAUCCGAUUGCCAAGAACUGUUGUUUACAACAUCCUUCAAGAAAUUGAACCAGAUGCAGUUGAGGCUCGCCGGCGUCAAGCAUGCAAACGUCGUGUUUACCGCACUCACGGGCCAAACCAUAUAUGGUCCUGUGAUGGACAUGACAAGUUGAAAAGAUUUGGUCUCUGUAUCUACGGGUUCAUUGAUGCUUGGUCCCGUAAAAUUCUAGGGAUGUUUGUACAUGUUACAAACAAUGAUCCUCGGCACAUUGGUGUCUACUUUCUCCAACUUGUCAAAGCUGCUGGUGGAAUACCACUGAAGGUGACUACAGACUAUGGCACCGAAACAAUUGACAUGUCUGCUUUGCAAAUGAUGCUCUCAUACCAAAAUACACCAGCACUCACAAUGGAAGAAGCAAAACUUCGAAUGCAUUUUACUAAAUCAACUCAUAACCAGAAAAUCGAAUCUCUUUGGUCACAAUUAAUGAAGCAGCAUAACCAAGCAAUUAUCAACAACAUCAUGCCUGAAAUUGAAAAUGGAAACUACGAUGCAAAUGAUUACCUUCAAAACUUAGAUCGCUGGGUUCACUUGAAAAAUGAGACUCGAAAGCGGAAGGACCGUCGGAUUGAGCUCCCAACUGGCUUUGCACCCGAAUUUCUAUAUGGUACCCCUGAGCACUUUGGUACCGAAGAUCAUCUGGUUCCAAUCCCUGUCAGUAGAAUUGAAAACCUCCUACUUGAACACUAUCCCGACCGUGAGGAGAUGUUCAGGCAAACCCCACCUUGGUUUCACGAGACUGCAAUGUCCAUCAUGAACAGAAUUGGAUUACGCUUCUCCAACAUAACAAUCGGAACUGUGUGGUUAGCCUUUUAUGAGAUGCUGCCACACAUCAGACAACAAUUCCCUCCAGGCUCUUUUCCCACUGAAGAACUAGAAACCCAUGAUCUCGCGGCUUUUCCAACUUCAGAACAAGACACCAAUGACACCCUUACCAAUUCAAAUGAAUGA